GGGAGUAUGAGCGAGUUCCGCAUUCACCACGACGUCAAUGAGUUGCUCAGCCUGCUGCGCAUUCAUGGCGGGGAAGGAGCCGAAGUGUACAUCGACCUUCUGCAGAAGAACCGAACGCCUUACGUUACCACGACCGUCUCUGCACACAGCGCAAAGGUAAAAAUAGCAGAGUUUUCUCGAACUCCUGAAGAUUUUUUAAAGAAGUACGAUGAGCUAAAGUCUAAAAACACAAGACAUCUAGAUUCUUUAGUUUAUCUACUGUCAAAACUCACAGAAGACAAAGAGACACUCCAAUAUUUGCAACAGAAUGCUAAAGAAAGGGCAGAACUUGCAGCAAAUGCGGCAACCACUGGCAGCACAAAUUUCUCCAUGCCCACAUCUACUUCCAAGAUCUCUCUGCAGGAGCUCGAGGAGCUUCGCAAGCAGCUGGGCAGUGUCACAGCCAGCUCCACUGUACAGCAGUCUCUUGAGCUUACACGAAAAAUCCUCCGAGAUAAGCAGAAUAAGAAGAAUUCUGGACAGCCCAUUCCAGUAUUUCCAUCCUGGGUAUAUGAAAGACCUGCACUUAUUGGCGAUUUCUUAAUUGGCACCAGUUUAAGCACUGACACAACGGUACCUAUAGGUACUUUGCCAUUAGCCUCCCAAGAAUCCAUGAUUGUGGAGGACUUGCUGUACGUUCUGAUUGGUGUGGAUGGAAGAUACAUCACAGCACAGCCUCUUGUAGGCAGGCAGAACCGAACAUUUUCAGUUGAUCCAAACUUGGACUUGUCCAUCAAAGAGCUGGUGACCAGGAUUCUUCCUGUAGCAGCAAGUUACUCUGCUGUCACCAGGUUCAUAGAGGAAAAGUCUUCCUUCGAGUAUGGACAGGUAAAUCACGCUCUGGCUGCUGCUAUGCGGACUCUAAUCAAGGAAUACAUGAUACUGAUUACCCAGCUGGAACAUCUUCAGAGACAGGGACUUCUGUCACUGCAGAAACUCUGGUUUUAUAUCCAGCCCACAAUGAGGACCCUGGAGAUUCUUGCUUCACUUGCUACAUCUGUGGAUAAAGGUGAGUGUAUGGGAGGAUCAACCCUGAGCUUACUCCAUGACAAGACUUUCAAUUACACGGGGGACAGCCAGGCCCAGGAGCUGUGCCUGUAUUUAACCAAGGCAGCCAGUGUGCCUUACUUUGAGAUUCUGGAAAAGUGGAUCUAUCGAGGCAUCAUUAAUGAUCCAUACAGUGAGUUCAUGGUGGAGGAACAUGAGCUGCAGAAGGAGAAGAUUCAGGAGGACUAUAAUGACAAGUACUGGGAUCAAAGAUACACUGUUGUUCAGCAACAAAUUCCCUCAUUCUUGCAGAAAAUGGCCGACAAAAUACUAAGCACAGGGAAAUAUUUAAAUGUUGUGCGAGAAUGUGGACGUGAUGUUACCUGCCCUGUGGCUAAAGAGGUCAUCUACACUCUAAAAGAGCGAGCGUAUGUGGAACAAAUAGAAAAAGCAUAUAACUAUGCUAGCAAAGUUCUUCUGGAUUUCCUAAUGGAGGAGAAGGAACUGGUGGCUCACCUAAGAUCUAUAAAACACUAUUUCCUGAUGGAUCAAGGGGACUUUUUUGUUCACUUCAUGGAUCUCACAGAAGAGGAACUAAAGAAGCCUGUAGACGACAUCAUAACUACGAGACUAGAGGCUCUGCUUGAAUUAGCCCUGCGAAUGAGCACAGCCAACACAGAUCCUUUCAAGGAUGAUUUAAAGAUUGACUUGAUGCCCCAUGACCUCAUUACCCAGCUCUUGAGAGUACUGGCCAUAGAAACGAAACAGGAGAAGGCCAUUAUCAGCGCAGAUCCCACAGAGCUCACUCUCAGCGGUCUGGAAGCAUUUUCCUUUGACUACAUUGUUAAGUGGCCUCUGUCCCUUAUUAUCAACAGGAAAGCACUGACAAGAUACCAGAUGCUUUUCAGACACAUGUUUUAUUGCAAACAUGUGGAAAGACAGUUGUGCAACGUUUGGAUCAGCAACAAGACAGCCAAGCAAUUCUCCCUGCAUUCAGCUAAGUGGUUUGCUGGUGCUUUCACACUGCGGCAGCGGAUGCUGAAUUUUGUACAGAAUAUCCAGUAUUACAUGAUGUUUGAAGUGAUGGAACCAACAUGGCACAUUCUUGAGAAGAACCUGAAGUUGGCAUCUAAUAUCGAUGAUGUCCUGAGCCACCACACAAGCUUCCUGGAUAACUGCUUGAAGGACUGCAUGCUAACCAACCCAGAGCUGCUGAAGAUCUUCUCCAAGCUGAUGUCUGUCUGUGUCAUGUUCACAAACUGCAUGCAGAGGUUCACCCAGAGCAUGAAGCUGGACAGCGAGAUGGACCGGCUCACCUUAGAGCACGGCACAAUGCUGGGCCCGCCAACAGAAGAGGAGCGUGCUGAGGAGGCUGCCAAGAAGAAGAUGACUAACAAGCUUUUAGCAGAGCAUGCUGACCACCUCCACCUGACAUCUGGCUUCGAAGCAACGAUCAACAAGUUUGAUAGCAAUUUCUCAACACAUCUGCUGGACCUGCUGGACAAACUGAGCAUUUACAGCACCAAUGACUGUGAGCACAGCAUGCUCAACAUCAUCUACAGGUGA
This is a messenger RNA of Eurypyga helias (sunbittern), 2592 nucleotides long. RefSeq names its product tubulin, gamma complex associated protein 2 (gene TUBGCP2). Gene Ontology annotation, biological process: cytoplasmic microtubule organization; mitotic cell cycle; microtubule nucleation. Lineage: Eukaryota; Metazoa; Chordata; Aves; Eurypygiformes; Eurypygidae. The transcript has 16 exons. The coding region runs from base 7 to 2592 and encodes 861 amino acids. Gene Ontology annotation, cellular component: gamma-tubulin small complex; centrosome; equatorial microtubule organizing center. The record is from RefSeq and is a predicted model, not a curated record. Gene Ontology annotation, molecular function: gamma-tubulin binding; microtubule minus-end binding.